Ambispora gerdemannii is the source of this 753-nucleotide messenger RNA. Lineage: Eukaryota; Fungi; Glomeromycota; Glomeromycetes; Archaeosporales; Ambisporaceae. The record is from the annotation of a GenBank genome assembly.
AUGAACGGAGUUAAUGGUAAUGGUGUUGGGGGUGGUAAUGAAGUUAAUAGCGUUCGAAGUGUGGUAAAUGGAGUCGCUAGUGUAAAUAACGGCGUCACAAUAUCAAAUAAUGGAUAUCCUCAGAGACAAGGACCAGUUUCAAUUCAGCGGCAACUUCACGCACGGGCUCAAGCUCAAUUAGCACGGCUUCCACCUACUAUACAUCUUCACACAUUACGUGGCGCUCCACAAAAUCCCAGUGUUGGAGGAAUGGUUGGCAUGAACCCAACUUCUAAUGUAAGAAAUAACAUUCCCAUGUCGUCAUUGACAGUCAAUGACAACAUGUCACGAAACAUGCAACCGAUGAUGAUACGUGGUGGAGUACCUGUGAAUGUGACUCAAUCUGUAGCCAUGAGUCAAUCACAAGGCAUAAACAAUGCGCAUAUUGCAGCAGCAAGCGCGAACAAUAGUCUCGUGAAUAACUCUGGCCUACAAUCAGCCGCAUCACCGAUGGUACGAGGGGUUGUGCCACAAAUGAUACGUGGUCCGCCACAAAUCACUAAUAACAAGCCUCCACAACAACGAUUUAAUGGUGUCCAAAAUAUCCCACAAAACGGGUUCCAACAAACUCCGAUUCAAAUCCAACAGACACCAAUGCAGUUACCUAACCAUCAUCAAAUAAUGCCAUCUCAAAUGCGACCCGGUCCGCAGCAUAUACGUGGAAAUCUCCACUUGCCUGGCGGUGCCCAAAUGCACACGAAUCAAUUCAUGUAA